AUGUCCCCCCGCCCAAUCAUCGAAUUCUACUUCUCCUUCAUCUCACUAUGGUCCUACAUCGGCAGUCGACGUUUCCAAAGCCUGAUCCAAGAAACCAACGCCCGGGUUAUCUACAAACCAAUUGAUCUGAUGUACAUUUUCUCUAUCUCCGGCGGCCACCCCGUCAAAGAACGCUCUACUCAACGACGAGCCUACCGUCUCGUGGAAAUGGAGCGAUGGUGCAGAAUCCGCGACAUUCCAAUUAUACCACACCCUAGAUUCUAUCCUGCUGAUCCGUCACUGGGUCAUCGUGUUCUUCUCGCGGCGAUUGAUGAGGUCGGCCAUGAUAGCCCAUCUGUACAACAGUUUGUGCAUAAGUCAUUCGAGGCAGUGUGGGCGAGGGAGAUGGAUAUUGCUGAUUCGGCUACGGUUGUUCGGUUGGCGGAUGAGGCUGGAUUGGAUGGGGCUCGGCUUUUGGAGAGGGCGCGGGGAGAACCUGCCUUGGGGGGGAAAGAGGUGGCGCUGACUGAGGAAGCUAAGGCUAGGCAGGUGUUUGGUGCGCCGUUUUAUGUUUAUCAGGGUGAGCCGUUCUGGGGACAGGAUAGGCUGGAGAUGUUGGAGGAGGUGGUUAGGUCUGGGAGGGAGGCAAUUGUUACUCGGGGGAUUUAA
This is a messenger RNA of Aspergillus sclerotioniger CBS 115572, 648 nucleotides long. RefSeq names its product 2-hydroxychromene-2-carboxylate isomerase. The coding region runs from base 1 to 648 and encodes 215 amino acids. NCBI's taxonomy places the organism in Eukaryota, Fungi, Ascomycota, Eurotiomycetes, Eurotiales, Aspergillaceae. Gene Ontology annotation, biological process: glutathione metabolic process; naphthalene catabolic process. Gene Ontology annotation, cellular component: mitochondrion; peroxisome. Gene Ontology annotation, molecular function: glutathione peroxidase activity; 2-hydroxychromene-2-carboxylate isomerase activity; glutathione transferase activity. The transcript has a single exon. The record is from RefSeq and is a predicted model, not a curated record.